Messenger RNA from Ixodes scapularis (black-legged tick), 810 nucleotides. RefSeq lists its product as uncharacterized. The transcript has 7 exons. The record is from RefSeq and is a predicted model, not a curated record. NCBI's taxonomy places the organism in Eukaryota, Metazoa, Arthropoda, Arachnida, Ixodida, Ixodidae. The coding region runs from base 28 to 810 and encodes 260 amino acids.
UUCACAUUACCUGGAUCUUUGCUGGCCAUGGUCCUCAUCUGUGCCUACAUCAGUCGGUCGCAAGUACUUCCCCAUGAGCCGGAAACAACGAGCGAAGAACAGUCGACCACCAUAAACACUGCUCUCCUCAAACUCGAGGACCUUGGACACUCAACAUUGCCUAUAUUUACCUGCAUUGCGUGCACUUUCAUCUUCUGCAUACUGUUGGUGCCCGUGGUACUGCUUGGGCUGGAAGCCAGGGUCGCCCUUCUAGGAAUGCUGCCUUCAGUGGCGCUGCUGGUCACAUCACUGAGGUGCCACAACGAGGGCCGACUCUCCGGCUCACACAAAACCUGGAGCGAAAUUCCAUGGGGAAUCGUCUUUCUCUUCGGCUCGGUACAAGUUGCUUCGAAGCUCGUCCAGACGUGCGAUCUUCUGGGGGAAAUCUUCAACCAUUUCGACAGGACGUUCUGGGUGCGGACAUCCCCGCUCGGGGUGCAGAUGAUACUCGCCACCAUGGCGUCCCUUCUGGCGGAGAUAACCGACAAGAGAAAACUCGUUCAAGGGAUGAUGCCCAUCGUCUCCAACAUUGCGACGUUUAAGAACAUGUACCCAACGUACUAUGCAAUUCCUGUCAUCGUUGGAGCCUUCAGCAAUCUCAUCAUGCCUGCGUCUGUGCCGCUAGUCAUCUUGCAUGAGGUGGCCAGAGUGUCCUUCCUGAAGCUGUUCAUCCUGGGCCUCAUGCUGAAAUUGCUCAUUAUCACGAUGGUCUUGAUCACCGUCAACUCGGCAGGAAAAAUGAUCUACGGCUUUGGCCAAGCAGCCAUCUAA